CAAUAAUUAAGUACAAUUAAGCAGAUAAUUAAACCUAAUCAGACAGCCCCUUAAUCAUGGUUUAUGUAGGAUCCUUUCAUUCCCUACCACCAUUUUAUUAUGCUUUGAAGCCGCCACAAAAGCUCAGAAGCUAUCCAAAAUUCGCACUUAUGGAACUCAAUGCAGCUCAAUCACCACCAACAAAGUACGCAGUUGUUACCGGAGCUAACAAGGGCAUCGGCCUCGAGACCGUCCGGCAACUCGCGAACGCCGGCGCCACCGUUGUGUUGACGGCGAGAGAUGAGAAGAGGGGAAAUGAGGCCACUAAGUCGCUGCACGAAUCAGGUCUGUCAAAUGUGGUGUUUCAUCAGCUCGAUGUUCGAGAUGCACAGAGCAUACAAUCCCUAGCAAAUUUCAUAGCAACACAGUUCCAAAGACUCGAUAUUUUGGUAAAUAAUGCCGGAGCUUCUGGAGUAGUCGUUGAUGAAGAUCGUUUAAGGGCUUUAAACAUCGACCCUGCAACAUGGCUAGCAGGCAAGGCAGUAAACAUGGUACAAGAUGUUAUUAUAACAACCUAUGACAAGGCUAAAGAAUGCAUAGACACCAAUUACUACGGUGUCAAGAACGUAACCGAAGCUCUCCUUCCUUUGCUAAACAACUCCACUUUAGGAGCACGAAUCGUGAAUGUCUCUUCCCUAAGGAGUGAACUAAGUCGUAUACCUAACGAGAAAACAAGAAAAGUACUCGGAGACAUAGAAACUCUGACAGAGGAGAAAAUCGACGGAAUACUCCAGAAGUUUCUAGAAGAUUUGCGAGAUGAUGCACUCGAAGUCAACGGGUGGCAAAAGAUGCUACCGGCUUACAGCAUAUCGAAGGCGACACUCAAUGCGUAUACGAGGGUUAUUGCAAAGAAGUACCCUCAAAUGUGUGUGAAUUGUGUUCAUCCUGGAUAUGUCGACACAGAUAUUAACUGGCACACCGGUACAUUGACUGUGACAGAGGGAGCUGAAGGGUCUGUCAUGUUAGCCUUACUACCCAACGGAGGUCCUAGUGGAUGCUAUUUCGACCGUACAAAUGUAUCCGAGUUUUGAAUUUUCUCGAUUCCGAUGAGAUUUUCUUUUUCCUCCUUUGUGAUCGGUAAGGGAGCUGAGUGUAAUUUUGCAUUCAUUUUAUUACAGUUCUGAAUUAUUAAGACAAGUAUCUGUUGUGCAAUUACUGAUUAUGUAAAGCAUACCGGUGCUUUUGUAGAGAACUAUUUUUAGAAAACCGAUUCGAAGUGCACUGCGAAUGAAUUAUUGUGUUUUGAUGGUGUAAAAUAUAAUUAUUAAUUUUUCAGGGGUGCAAAGUCCUAGAACA
Messenger RNA from Erythranthe guttata (spotted monkey flower), 1335 nucleotides. RefSeq names its product short-chain dehydrogenase/reductase 1. Gene Ontology annotation, cellular component: membrane. NCBI's taxonomy places the organism in Eukaryota, Viridiplantae, Streptophyta, Magnoliopsida, Lamiales, Phrymaceae. The record is from RefSeq and is a predicted model, not a curated record.